UUGGAUAAACAAAAUCAAAAUCACCAAAGGAUCAAGAUUCUUUAAUUCCCUCAAGAUUUUCAUAUAAUUGUAUGUAAUUUGAGCAAUAGUAAUAAUGCACAGAAGCAUACAAUUUGUGGGUUCCUAUUCUGGGUUCUUUUUCAACAGAUUAAAGCUUCAUUCUUUUAUUUCCAUUUCUGCACUUUCAAGAAUGCCUCAUUCUUACCAACAAUUUCGAGCUUCUUCAAUUCGUUCUGAGUCAAACCCAGAUGUAACAUCACCUUCUUCUUCUUCUUCAUCUGCAUCUAAAUCUCCCAAUUUUAAAUCAACUGAGAGGGGUCGUAAAAUUAAUUUCUGUCAGUUAUGUGGGGGGCCCACAAAGCAUGAGAUUCCAGAUGAUGAAGGGAAAGAAAGAGCUAUUUGCACCCUUUGUGGAAAAAUUUCAUAUGAAAAUCCAAAAAUGGUGGUGGGUUGUUUAAUUGAGCAUGAUAACAAAAUCUUACUAUGCAAGCGGAAAAUCCAACCUUCUUAUGGUCUUUGGACACUUCCGGCUGGUUACAUGGAGCUGGGUGAGUCAGCUAGCGAAGGGGCUAUUAGGGAAACAUGGGAAGAAGCAAGGGCUAAAGUGAAAGUUAUUUCCCCUUUUGCUCAAUUAGACAUCCCUCUCAUAGGGCACACUUAUUUAAUAUUCUUAGCAAAGCUGAUGAACCCACACUUUUCACCGGGCCCUGAAUCAUUAGAAUGCCGGCUUUUUGCACUUGAUGACAUCCCUUAUGAAUCUCUUUCAUUCUCAUCCAUGCUGAUUACCUUAAAGUUGUAUAUAGAGGACAUUAAGGUCGGGAAACCGAAAUUUCACUACGGGCUAAUCAACAAGAGGCCUGGAACGGGUCCUUCAGAAAUACAUGCAUACACUUUCGACUAUCAUCUGCGGACUUGAGAAAGGGCAAAUGACAGUUGAGACCGUUAACAUUUUUUGUUUGUUUUUCAAAAUUCCCAAAGGUGUAAAGUUGUGUUUUAGAACUGUAAAGUCUUUUGAGCUUACUUUGUUUUAACUUCAAAGUAUGUGUAAAACUUACAUUAGAUUAUUUGGAAUUUUAUACCAACGCUACAAUUACAUCA
Helianthus annuus (common sunflower) is the source of this 1098-nucleotide messenger RNA. Its product is annotated as nudix hydrolase 23, chloroplastic. Gene Ontology annotation, molecular function: hydrolase activity. The record is from RefSeq and is a predicted model, not a curated record. Lineage: Eukaryota; Viridiplantae; Streptophyta; Magnoliopsida; Asterales; Asteraceae. Bases 95 to 916 code for a protein of 273 amino acids. The transcript has 7 exons.